Molecule: messenger RNA, 1722 nt
Organism: Histoplasma mississippiense
Lineage: Eukaryota; Fungi; Ascomycota; Eurotiomycetes; Onygenales; Ajellomycetaceae
Exons: 3
Coding region: 1-1722 (573 amino acids)
Biological process (GO): intracellular copper ion homeostasis; positive regulation of transcription by RNA polymerase II; intracellular iron ion homeostasis
Cellular component (GO): nucleus
Molecular function (GO): DNA-binding transcription factor activity, RNA polymerase II-specific; copper ion binding; RNA polymerase II cis-regulatory region sequence-specific DNA binding
Source: RefSeq, a predicted model, not a curated record
AUGCCACUAGACGAGGAGGGAGCCAAGUGGUCGUGUGAACCAUGCGUUCGGGGCCAUAGAUCAUCAAAAUGCCAACAUUUCGAUCGCCUGAUGAUGAAAGUGCCCAAGGCCGGUCGACCUCUCGCGAAAUGCCCUCAUCCUAAAGGCACCUGUAGUUGUCAGAAGCUAUAUGCGUUCAUGGUCAGAAUUCCGAAGGGUUCAACAUGUUUAUGUCGGCCCCUUUAUCAAGUUCCCAUGGUGGUGACAGAGGCCGGACCAUCAGAACAACCGGCGUCUGUCCCUCCAGUUUCAAUAGUCCCCACAAUAUCUGGUCGAAACCGUCCUCAAAAACGUUCACGACGCCAGAGCAGCCUCCAAACUGCUCCGGAAUUAGUCACAAAGAGCUCAAGUCAGACUGACCCUACAUGUAACGGGAAGAAUGGAGCCAUGGAUCAUGGGGCCAACCCUACUACAUCGAGUGUACAAGCGCCAAGCGAUGAACAGUAUUUGGAACCUCUUCCACGUUCAACUGAAUUUCCUCUACACCAGACACCAAGUGGUGGCUUCAACCCCCAUAGGGCUUAUCCAACCCAGUCGCAAUGUCAACCCCUUACAAAUAGAACAGGGGUUCAAUCCUCCACCAACGGCGGGUGCUGCGGCGCUCAAACCACCAAUGAAUCUUCAACUAAAUCGCACCAAUCAUCUGGUUCUUCUAAAAGCUUAAAGCUAUGGCAAUACAACGAUACUACUCCUCAAUUCAAGCUGGAGGAGACCUCACCUUCUGAUCGACCAGUCGCGCAAAGCUCUGUCCACUUCGCACCUCAUUACCGUUCGGGCAGCGAGCGCCGCCCAUUUUCAACGAUCGAUGUCGAAAAACGUGACCACAAUCCAGACGAUAGCCCACCCAAUUUUCCACAUAGGAAUUCGUUUGCCAACUCCCGAUUGCAUGAGACCUCUUCUGUUCCUGUGACGGGCUAUUCGUCACCGAAUACUAUGAGUCCCUAUCGUUCAACAAUCCAUCCAAUUGGUGAUUUCCCUUGUUCGGGAAUGAAUGAUUUUGGAUUUCAAACGAAUCACAUUCCAGAUGACUCUCACCCACAUAACUGUGAUUGUGGGGAAGACUGUCAAUGUUUGGGCUGUGCUUCUCAUCCCUACAACAACACCACCCGACAAUAUAUCCAGCAAAUGGGCUGUAUGAUUACGUCUAGAGGCCCUGAUCAGAAUCCUGAAUCAAAAGAUAACGUCAGACCACCCUUUGAUAACCACGUGGCACAUAAUACACAUUUUAACUACGGUCAUGGUUGGCCACCAAAUAACUUUCCCUUCCACCUCCCGGAUUGGAACGGGUCACAUCCAGGUCCAUCAUUCAACAAUCCCAGUUCCUCUGCAGCGGCUCCAGCAGUCUAUGACCCUAAUCGAGAUCAAGUGAUGAUGCAACCCGCCGCGUAUUACGAGCUAGAAUACCCAGUUGGCAUGUUAGACUCUUGCACAAAUACCGCGGGUACCUGUCACUGUGGAGUCAAUUGUAGCUGUGUUGGCUGCUUAACUCACAAUGGACAUGAUGGAAUUCCCCUUGAGCUCUCCCAACCCCAGGAUAGCCAAGCAGAACGAGGCUCCGCAGCCACGGAAACCUCAAGCUCUACUCCUGAUCACACUAGCCAGCCGGCAGUCUAUACGAGCUCCUUCGGCUUAGCGCCUCCCACUCAAAGCCCGAUACCUAUCGCGCCGACGUCGCAACUAUAG